Molecule: messenger RNA, 1557 nt
Organism: Pochonia chlamydosporia 170
Lineage: Eukaryota; Fungi; Ascomycota; Sordariomycetes; Hypocreales; Clavicipitaceae
Product: PheA/TfdB family FAD-binding monooxygenase
Exons: 1
Coding region: 1-1557 (518 amino acids)
Molecular function (GO): FAD binding
Source: RefSeq, a predicted model, not a curated record
AUGACAACCUCAACCACCGACGUUUUAAUCGUUGGCGCCGGACCUACAGGUCUCGUACUUGCCCUGUGGCUAUCAAAACUCGGCGUCAAAGUUCGCAUCAUCGACAAGGCCAUCCAAGCAGCAACGUCAACUCGCGCAUUGGCAGUUCAAGCACGCACAUUAGAGCUCUACGCCCAGUUCGACCCUGAGCUCGCAAACAAAGUAAUCGAAGAUGGACAUAAAGUUGCCGGCUUCAACGGCUGGGUCAAGGGAAGCCGGUCAUUUCGCGUCCCAAUCACACGAUUUGGCGAGGGCAUGACACCCUUCCCGUUCGUCAAGAUCUACCCACAGCAUGAACACGAGCACAUGCUCACGGAGCGUUUGCGCAAAGAUUUUGGAAUAUCUGUUGAAUUACAGACCGAGCUAGUAGGAUUCAAGGAUGACUGCGACACCAAAAGAAUAGUUGCAUCGUUGAAAAAGACAACUGGUGAAGAGGAGACGGCCGUAGCCCAAUACAUCGCCGGCUGCGACGGAUCUCACUCAGUAGUACGCAAGAGCCUGGGCAUCUCAUUCCCCGGCGGCAUCUACGAUCAAAUGUUCUAUGUUGCCGAUAUUGAAGGUGAUGGACCUCCCAUGGACGGCGAGCUGCACGUAUGCCUCGACCAAGCCGACUUUCUGGCCAUAUUUCCACUCGCAGGAAAAGGUCGCGCAAGAUUGAUCGGCACAGUGAGACAAAGCAGAACUUCCUCCGUCGAACCACGGGAAUUAUCCUUCAAGGAUGUGAGGGGCCUUGCAAUCGAGCACAUGAAGCUUCAGGUAGCAAAGGUGAACUGGUUCUCUACAUACCGCGUUCAUCACCGAGUGGCGGAUCACUUUCGGAAGGGCCGAGCAUUUAUACUAGGAGACGCGGCUCACGUUCAUAGCCCUGCUGGUGGGCAAGGAAUGAACACUGGGAUUGGAGAUGCCAUCAACCUGGCGUGGAAGAUUGCCGCCGUGUUGGCGGGUGAUGCCCAGGACAACUUGCUGGACACAUUCGAAGAAGAGAGGGCGCACUUUGCAAAGCAAUUGGUCGCUACAACCGAUCGCGCCUUUACCUUGGCUACAGCAGAAGGGUGGUUUGCUACGAUGAUUCGCACCAGAAUCGUACCCUUUAUCGCUCCUUUUCUGUUGUCCUUCCGGGCCAUGCGGAGGUUCGUGUUCAGGACAGUCUCGCAGAUCUCUUUACAUUACACAGGGAUGACUCUUUCUUCGGGACGAGUUGGAACGGUAAAAGGAGGGCAGAGGCUCCCGUGGGUUGAAGUAGAUGGGGCCAGUAACUUUGAGUCACUGUCGUCGAUGCGAUGGCAGAUACACGUUUAUGGCAAUGUGACGGAGGUGCUGGUCGCCUGGUGUAAGAAGCAUGAUAUUCCGCUCACAGAGUUUGAGUGGAAGUCUGAUUGUGCCUCGGUCGGACUGACCCAAGAUGCAGUCUAUGUUCUGCGUCCAGAUGGACAUGUAGCCUUGGUUCAGAAGAGUGUGGACGUUGAUGCGAUUGAGCGGUAUUUCGCCGACCGCCAGAUUCGACUCGUCACCUUAUGA